Messenger RNA from Peronospora farinosa, 588 nucleotides. The record is from the annotation of a GenBank genome assembly. Lineage: Eukaryota; Oomycota; Peronosporomycetes; Peronosporales; Peronosporaceae.
AUGCUGGCUACUCGAGCAUCGUUUCUGUCGUUUUUGGCUCCGAAAUCGAUCCCCACUUUGUGGACUGUUCGGGUGAUUACCAUACUAUGGCAACUUGCAGUCAAACGUGCCCGCAAGUCGCGGAGACGAGGUCACGACACUUCCGACUUCAUGUACGGCAGUGAAAGUUCCACCUUGAGAUUCCAAGAAGAGAAAAAGCUCGACUUUGAUGAACCCUCAAUUAUGAAAGAAGCUGCGCUCUUGAUAGUCGCAUCGGGAGUUAUUUCACUCGCUGACUUGGAAGCAGUCACAGGCUAUCGUCUAUCUGAGAAUCGUGACAUUGAAGUGUCUCCGACCAAGGACAAUGAUGCGAGUUCAGAAGCGGCCACAUACAUGUCGGACUGCAGCAGUAUUGCGGACAGCGAUAUGUCCAAGAGCACACAAGAGGAGGGUACUACCGUCACGAAACUCACGGCCACCGACGAUUGCACUUGUCAGCAGCCAUUAGCUAUACGACGAACAAUGCACAAGCCAUUGAAGUGGGUCUGCAUAGGCUACGGUCGCUACGUGAAAAAAGAAGACGUAGCCAUAAGAAUCGAAUGUAUGUAA